Molecule: messenger RNA, 1188 nt
Organism: Adineta ricciae
Lineage: Eukaryota; Metazoa; Rotifera; Eurotatoria; Adinetida; Adinetidae
Source: the annotation of a GenBank genome assembly
AUGUCAUCAUUAACCGAGAAUUCAUCAUUUCUCUCCAAUACGCUGAAACGACGCCAACAGAAACGACAGGAAGUGACCAAAAUUUUACAAGAAGGUAUCAGUUCUCUUCAUCUUUCGUCUCUGUCAUCGUCGGAACAACAGACGAGCGAAGGCAUCUACCCAUUCUUCAACAUCGAUCCAAAAUCGUAUCUACUCGAUGAAGGUGACGAACGUUCCAUGCUCGAGCCAAGUUCUUAUAGCAAUUCGGAGUUCAAACAAACGAGAAACAUCCUAUUCAAUUGGUUGAAUUCAACAUUAAGUGCCGAGUCGAUCAUAGUUCGAUCAUUCGAAGAUGAUCUUUAUGAUGGUUAUAUUUUGGGUAAACUGAUUGAAUUUUAUCAACCAAAUGUUCAGCUACUGACAGAUGGAUUACCUUUAUCUGAAGAAUGUAAGAAGAAAACUCUUCAACGUGUUUUGAAUUAUCUUGAAAUGUACUUUAAUCAACACAACCAACCCAUUUUGUGGACAUCUGAACAAAUUUACAGUCGAGAUUUGAUUGCUAUUUUACAUUUAUUAUUAGCCUUGAUGAGGAUCUACAAUAGGAAAAUAUAUGAUGAACUACCCAAGACUUUACUUUUGAAAGUGGUUAUUGUAAGAAAAACAAAUGGGAUAUUGCAGACAAGAAUUGCACAUGAACGUUUUAUUGAUGAACAUGAUCGUGAAGUAAUCAAUGCAACGGAAUCCUCAAAACAGGACGAUCUCAUCGAUGCUUUGUUUGAUCUAGCACCUGACAAGUUACUGAAUGUCGAAAAAACUCUGUUAAGCUUUGUCAACAAUCACUUGAAUCGUUACAAUAUUUAUAUCAAACAAAUCGAUGUUCAGGACUUUCAGGAUGGGUUAAAUUUACUCUAUUUAAUCAGUCAUUUAGAAAAUACAUUUAUUAUUUUAAAUAAAUAUAAUCAUAAAAAGCCAAUUACACGUGAACAAUCUCGUGCGAACCUUCAAUUAGCUUUUCAACUUCUGAAUGAAGUUGGAACCGAGAUUGAACAGUAUUGCCGAAUCAACGACUUACUUUCUGGAAACCAAAGAACACUGUAUCGACUUCUUUUUCAACUUUAUCUCCGAUACAAUUCGGAUUCGAAUAAUUUAUUACAAUCAAUAACGCAUCUUCAACCUGUUCGAACGAAUGUUGAUAGUCCUUUUUUAUAA